Myzus persicae (green peach aphid) is the source of this 2433-nucleotide messenger RNA. RefSeq lists its product as uncharacterized. Bases 1 to 2433 code for a protein of 810 amino acids. Lineage: Eukaryota; Metazoa; Arthropoda; Insecta; Hemiptera; Aphididae. The transcript has 3 exons. The record is from RefSeq and is a predicted model, not a curated record.
AUGGAUAAUCGCGAGUCACCGCAUUUUUCAAGUGAUUCAGCAUUCGAGGAAUUGGAAAACAUCGACAUUUUCGGGACCGACUCCGACGAUGCUCAAUUCUAUUAUAGCGAUUCCGAGCCUGAGACCUUAUCGAGCACCACCUUCCCGGUACAGUACAUGCUCCCGCGGCGGAACCACUCAAUGGUCCACUCGCCAAAUCGCACUUUAAUGGGUCGCAUGGCCAAUUUCAACAAAUCCGUUAGGAUGAAACAUGGCACAACCGCACUUGAUAUAAUAGUCCCAUUGAAUCGCGAUACAACUACACCGUUGAAUAGUGGAACGCCCCGGCGCAACCUGACUAUGCCGUUGAAUAGCGGAACGGUCCCGCAUGACACGACUAUGCAGUUUAGAACUUCAGCACAAAACCUGUUACCAGCUUCGUCAUCGCAUGUGCCCGGACAGUGGAUGUCUCCGUCUCCGUCUUCGUCAUCAUCACUCAAUAUGACUGCGUCCUAUAGGCCUCAGGUAUCAGCACUGCCCCUGAGUCUUAGGUCUUCUGGUCCACCAUAUAGAUCUCCACCAACGUAUAAAACAACAUCCCACACUUCCCAAACUUCCACAUUAGCUAAAAGCUCUCAGAGUUCCGCAGCAUACUAUUCCACAGUACCUAACAGGACACCGCCUUUCAUGCCGAUCUACACGCCCCAAACGACUUCGCUGUCCUACGAUUCAAGGUCUUCCUCAAUGUCCUACACUACUCAGUCUUCCACGAUGCCUAACAUAUCUCAAACUCCCAAAUAUUAUAUAAGAAAUCAAUAUCGCAUACCGCCCUACACAUCGCCACAUUCCUGUCCACCCUACUCCACACAGUCUUCCAUGCCGAUAAACACGUCCCCGUCUUUUGUAACGUCCGAUACGUCUAAAACGUCUACAUAUUAUAUAAGAAAUCAAUAUCGCAUACCGCCCUACACAUCGCCACAUUCCUGUCCACCCUACCCCACACAGUCUUCCAUGCCGAUCUAUACGUCUCUGUCUUCCGUGACGUCCAACACGUCUCAAACUUCUACAUGUUAUACAAGAUCUCAUUCUUCUAUGCCAUCCUGUGGUAUACCAUUUUCCACGCCUCCUUUCAGCUCCGAACCUUCAGUCCCAAUCUGCACGCCCCGGUCAUCAACGUCAAUUUACAAUUUGACGCCUUCUUCGCAUCGCAUCAACCCGCGGUCGGCUCAUUACAGCGCUUCCCCAACUUACUCGCAUUACACGUUCCCGCGGUCCGCACAUUACACUAUGCCCGUUUUGCAAACAUACUGCACGGAAAUGCCGCAAUCGUCCACUCAAAACUCGCACCCGUCUGGCAAUGUUUGGCCCACUCAAAUUGGUUCCGUAAUGCAGGCUUCGAUGCAAAAUAUCAGGUCGGUGUUAUCAGACCAAUCGCGGCCGUCCACCACCACACGUACUGAUGAGAACGCUUCGAGGCCGUCCACCGAGCCACCGUCCACCGAGCCACCGUCCACACGAGCAAACAACAAACCGCAGAAGUUUAUCGAUCCAAAGGCGAUCAUUUACACCCUGUUAGCAUACAGCUCUAGUGCAAGAGAACUGUUUGAAGAAAAAAUGAUGAAGUUAUACAAUGAUGACGUUGAAAAACAACAUAAAAAUUUCAUUAUUAAGGAAGACGAGUUGAAAAAGGCGUGGGAAUAUUUUAGCAAGAUGGAAGUCGUUGACAUCAAGCCAAAUGGUGAAAUCAAAUGCAUUUGCCCAACAAUGAAAUACGAGGAUUUGCUCAGGUCAUCGAUCAACGACAAGUUUAUGCUUGUGAACCUAUAUCACCUGUAUAAGGAUAAUAAUUUACUUUUUGAAACGAAAUAUGAUUAUAACAGCUCGCCGCAGACAACAAUCGUUACUGAGAAUAUUGGAAACGACGUCCUUCAGUGGCUGAAGUCAAAUAAAAUGGAAAAUUAUAUUUGGUUUUUCAACUCUCUCAAUUUAUUUGAAAUAGAAAAUAUAAAUCCGACAAACAUCCAAAAAUUUAUCAUGAGAUCGAAAAGUACUAAAGUUAUUUCAUUAGAAGAUCAACUGAAAAUCUGUUGCAUGGUCAAAAAAAUUAAAGAACGGCCAGUAUCGUUGUUGGCUAUUUUAAUGAAUCUCCGAGAGGAUAGAAUUGACAAAGAACCAUUUCAGAGCACUGUAUUUCCCUACAUUUUUGACAUUUUACAAUUCCCUAUAUCCGUUAAAAAUUUCGUAGUCGAAGAUGUGUCCAUGAGAGAAUCCGUUACCUCCAUACUGAGAAUAUUGAUAGUCGAUAUAAUGAAGUUUCUUAACGAAGAUUUGGUGCCUGAUAUAAAUAACGUCAUGGGAUAUUUGCCAGAUAUCGGAAUGGUAAAUUUUAAAGUUAUUUGCAUGAAUCAAAUAGUUAUGAAAUUAUUUGACACUGAAGGAAACAUUGGAACAUGA